AUUCACUGAUCCAACAUGUCAUUGUGUCACCAGAUUAGAAGAACGGUUCGGGAUGUUUGUUCCUCGGUGGCGCCGAGGCGGCCAUGUGCUAAGAACCUUGCAGAAGGUGAAUCCAAACUAUGUGAAGAUGAUAUUGUCAUCAAGUUGGAUGGGAUCCUUGGAGAACCUUUAGUUCUAUAUACAUUACCUUCAAAACUAGAAAAUGAAACGCUCCUCUUAAAACACACAGAAGGCAGUUCAAGGAAGACUUUACUAAAAUACAAUAGAAAACCUCUAAAUAAUCCUAAAUACCAGUUCAACGAGAACAAUGGGUCAGUGGUGAUACACAACUUACAGAAAGACGACGAAAAGAAAUACGAGCUCUUGCUUGAAAAGGAAAAUGGAGAAGAAGAGUUCUGUAACAUUAGAGUCAAAGUCUACGAACGGAUCUCAAAUUUGAGGGUGACGGUAACAGAGGAUUCCCUGAACGACACCUGUAUGGUCACCAUGAACUGCUUGAUGGAUACCGGGGAGAAUGUGACCCUCGGCUGGAGGAAAGACGAUAAGAACCUGAGCCAUGAGGGCAGCACGUUAGAGAUCGGCAUCACCAGCGAUAAUGCCAACAGUACAUACACGUGCAACGCCAAAAACCCUGUGAGCGAGCAGUCGAGUAACCACACCUUGUCAUCCGCCUGUAACCCAGACAAAGAGAACAGUCAUCAUGGACUCAUUCUCUAUAUCUCGGUUUGGGCGUUCACUGUUGUUCUUACCAUAAUUGUGGUCACUGUGGUGCUCAAAAAACAAUGCAACGAAGGUAUGUACACAAAACGAUGCAUCAGUCACCCGAAUGGCGGACAAAGUAGACCCUCAGACCAGGUACCACAAGGUAGACCCCCAGCCCCCAAUCCAGUGUCAGAGCACACACAUGCAGACAUCAAUACAGUGUAUUCCGAAGUCAAUAAAACCGAGAAUCCGGUCCCUGAGAAUCCAAUCCAAUCUUCUUCGGUGUACGAUCUGGCUGGUCCUAGCAGAGAUUACCUACGGUCCCAGAACGGAGUCCCUGAAGACAACAGAGUAUCGGAAACCCACUUUUACAAUGAAUGACCUGAAGUAAAGGGAAUCUCUGACUCGCUGUUUACUCUCUCACCCAAUGAUUCAUCUCCUAUAAGGUACAACUCUGAUUUGUGAGAAAUCACUCUGGGGAUGACCGGCUUUGUGGUCACCAUACGUACAAGGCACAGGUUCCGGGUGGUUGUGUCACCUAGAGCCUGGGUUCUCUACCUGGGGUACACCAGGGGUUGCUUGGGGGUACGCGAAGCGCUGACAAAUACCGGCCAUGCAUUGUCCAGUAUCUGCCCGAGCUGCGGCCACGGCUGCUGUAAGUGACCUGCGUGGUUGCCGGGGAGAUGUGUGACCUCCCCUGACGUUGUGCGGAGUUGCAGCACAGCGCAGGAGGACAUCACACAUCAGUGCGGCCCGCCAAACUGGAUGCGCUGCGUGAAGGAGCAGGCAAUGGGACCGCAGGACGCCAGAGAUCUGAGGCCUCAGUGAAUUUCCUUUCAGCUCAACCCAACUUCUUGAAGGAACCAACGUUUUCCAUGCAUUGGAGCUCGGAUAUAACCAAAUAAAGGUUCUGCUCAAGUGUCAGCGGAAAUGGACAUCAGGUCUUCUCAUGGAAUCUACACUCCGGACAAUUAUUACAUUUUUUUAAAACAUUUUUUAAAGGGUACCUUUCAUCAAA
Molecule: messenger RNA, 1720 nt
Organism: Hyla sarda
Lineage: Eukaryota; Metazoa; Chordata; Amphibia; Anura; Hylidae
Product: CD48 antigen-like
Exons: 9
Coding region: 16-1083 (355 amino acids)
Source: RefSeq, a predicted model, not a curated record